This is a messenger RNA of Lineus longissimus, 539 nucleotides long. RefSeq names its product antistasin-like. NCBI's taxonomy places the organism in Eukaryota, Metazoa, Nemertea, Pilidiophora, Heteronemertea, Lineidae. The record is from RefSeq and is a predicted model, not a curated record. The transcript has 4 exons. Bases 115 to 465 code for a protein of 116 amino acids. Gene Ontology annotation, molecular function: serine-type endopeptidase inhibitor activity.
ACAGAUACCAAUGAUGGCAGUUGGCUAUAUAUUGGGAUACUGGGUCUAGCUCUUCAGUUUGCAACUCUCCUGACACAUUAAACUACUCGCGGUCAUCCACACUCCUAGCUCAAAAUGAAGGUCCUGAUCUUGUUGGCUCUCGUUGUUGUCGCUGCUCAUGCAAGCAGUAGUCAGCCAAAAGGAUGCAAUGACUAUAUGUGCAUGAUGUUCUGUGAAAAUGGCUUUUCCAGGGAUGCGAAUGGAUGUUUCGAGUGCAAAUGCAACACAAAUUUCGACCAUUGCGCUAAAGCUCCUUUGUGCAUGAUGUAUUGUGAGAAUGGCUUCAGAAGAGGACUCGACGGCUGCUUUGACUGCAAAUGCAACGCCAACCUCGAUCAUUGUAAGAACAGAGUCAUGUGCGCGAUGUAUUGCGAGAAGGGUUUCGUGAAGGGAAUGGAUGGCUGCGACAUCUGUAAAUGUGCAUAGAUCUGUCCAAGCAGUCGUACCUUUAACUGUAACAUCACGAAUUGAGGUCAAAUAAAUUAAAUUAAAUUAUCAUA